Didymella exigua CBS 183.55 is the source of this 867-nucleotide messenger RNA. RefSeq lists its product as uncharacterized. The transcript has a single exon. The record is from RefSeq and is a predicted model, not a curated record. Lineage: Eukaryota; Fungi; Ascomycota; Dothideomycetes; Pleosporales; Didymellaceae. The coding region runs from base 1 to 867 and encodes 288 amino acids.
AUGCAUAGCACAUCGCCCCUUCCCUCAACAAUGUUGUUUUGCCUGUUGUGGCAUCUAUUUAUGACAGUCGCAUUAGCACAGAGCGACUGCGAAAAGGACGGCGACACUUCAACAUACAAUUCAGACGGUCUAAUCGUUCCAUUCAAGAACCUCUGCGGGAAAGACAUCGAAGCGCCACUCGAUUACUUUUCAAGCUCCGAGUUAAGACGUUCAGACUGCAUCGAUCGCUGCGUCCAACGAGCACCAUUGUGCUAUGGCUUUGAUUACACGCCAUAUGUCGGUAACUCGAAGAACUGCUGGCUGAUGAAUGGCACAUUCGAAGCAAGCAAUGCUACAUACCGAAAAUUUGUUGCUGAUGCAGCAAUGUUGGACCCCAACCUCGCGGUUAAGCUUCCCCAAGACUGUCAGAGACUGAGUUUACGAGACUGUCUUGAACGAAACAGCCAAAUCAUCCCCGCAGCAUCGGUUUCAGCAACACCGACAGCUUCGUCAUCUUCGACAUCUACUGCAGAGACGCCGACAGGUAGUGGACAGACAACAGGAGACUCUGGAGGACUAUCAGUGGGUGCUAAAGCAGGCAUCGGUGCUGGCGUUGGGCUUGCCGCUUUGACUGCUCUCCUCGGUGGAAUAUUAUGCGUACUCAAACGUGUGAAGCAGAAAAGAGCGGCCCCCAACUCUGCUAUUCUCUCGAAAGGGGUGCAGCAAACGGACCAAGGCAGCGUGUAUCCGCAGCAAAAGAUGGAGUCUCAAACUUACGCGCACAUGAAGGCGAACUCAGCGGGACUUACGGCACCUAACGCAGCCAAAGCGGCAUCCAUUGUUGAACAGAUACACGAGAUUGACGGAAGCCCUCGUCAUGAAAAAUGA